Oncorhynchus gorbuscha (pink salmon) is the source of this 3466-nucleotide messenger RNA. It is a transcript of the gene chka, whose product is annotated as choline kinase alpha. Gene Ontology annotation, cellular component: cytoplasm. The transcript has 12 exons. Gene Ontology annotation, molecular function: ethanolamine kinase activity; choline kinase activity. The record is from RefSeq and is a predicted model, not a curated record. Gene Ontology annotation, biological process: CDP-choline pathway; phosphatidylethanolamine biosynthetic process. The coding region runs from base 339 to 1595 and encodes 418 amino acids. NCBI's taxonomy places the organism in Eukaryota, Metazoa, Chordata, Actinopteri, Salmoniformes, Salmonidae.
GUUUGCUCGUGAAAGGACGUGCCCGUGCCAACCAAUGAGAGGAGAGAAUGAGUGCGGUAGUAUGACGUGUAGAUGCAAAUCCCCUCGAUUUCAACCUAUUGCCUGACUCAACCAGCAAGUCUCUCUUCAGUCUUCAUUUCUUGCCACGGAACGAACCUGUUUAUUCUGCUGUCUGAAUAAAACGGACGCGUGUUAUUGUUUUGCUGGGGAUUAAAGAUACAUUGCUUGAAAGCAAAUCGUAUAUUUUUCUUCCUCAACGCAAGACUGCGUAAUUAUAAAUUUACUUUAAUCUAAUUAAUUCAUAACUGUUCGCUAUUUAGUAUUCAUUUUAAGACCAAAUGAAGACUAAAUUUAUCAACGGGGUGUCAUCCUCCCCUUCUAUGGCCUUGGGUUUGUUGGUCACUGAAAACGCACUUGAGGUCCAGCCAGACACUGAGGAUGAAUGCAAGGAAAUCAUCCGGCCGGAUGAGCCCGACCAGGACACGAAGCGCAAGGCGUAUUUAUGGUGCAAAGAUUUUCUCCACGGUGCGUGGAAAACGGUGGCAGAAGAGGAUUUUCAAAUCAGCAUAAUAAGGGGUGGCCUCAGCAACAAGCUCUUCCUCUGCGCCCUACCCGACAUCCAAACCAGUGUAGGUGAUGAACCCCGCAACGUCCUCUUGCGCCUGUAUGGAGCUAUUCUACAGAUGUCCUGUAAUAAGGGGGAGCCCAGACAGUCAAACAAAGAAAAUCUCUUUCAAGGUGCUGAGGCCAUGGUGCUGGAGAGUGUGAUGUUUGCCAUUCUGGCUGAGCGGGAGCUUGGGCCCAAACUCUUUGGCAUCUUCCCUCAGGGCAGACUGGAGCAGUUUGUCCCAAGUCGUAAACUGGACACGGAUGAGCUGAGCAUGCCUAGCAUAUCUGCUGAAAUAGCUGAGAAGAUGGCCAAGUUCCAUGGUAUGAGGAUGCCUUUCAACAAGGAGCCCAAAUGGCUGUUUGGAACUAUUGACAAGUACCUGAACCAGGUGAUGAGACUCACCUUCACCAGGGAGUCCCACUUGCUCAAGUUUGCCCGUCUGAUGAGCUGUAACCUGCCCCAGGAGAUGGAGAAUCUCAAGUCUUUGCUGGACUCCAGUCAUUCCCCUGUGGUUUUCUGCCACAAUGACUGUCAAGAAGGAAAUAUCCUUCUCCUCAGUGGUUGUGAAGGCACUGACAGACAGAAGCUCAUGCUGAUUGACUUUGAAUACAGCAGCUACAACUACAGGGGAUUUGACAUAGGAAACCACUUCUGUGAAUGGAUGUAUGACUAUACAAAUGACAAGUUCCCAUUUUUCCAUGUCAACUCAAAUAAUUAUCCCACUAAAGCCCAACAGCUACAUUUCAUUGGAAGCUACCUGUCAGAGACUGAGCAGGGAUUUGUGAAUCAGAGCGCUGAAGACCAGAUGAAACUCAAAGAGGAGCUGUUUGUGGAAGCCAACAGGUUUGCUCUGGCUUCGCACUUCUUCUGGGGUCUGUGGUCGAUGAUCCAGGCGAGAAUCUCCACCAUUGAGUUUGGGUACAUGGAGUAUGCCAUGGCCAGGUUUGAUGCAUACUUUGAGCAGAAACGGAGCUUGGGGGUCUAAGCGAGGGACCACAUACUGUAACAAGGAGGUGGAGGAUGAAUGGAUUAACAGCGCUUAAUUGAAAAUAAUGCAGACAGGCAAUCAGGGUAUAGGACCAUGCUUUAAUGGCGAACCUGUGCUUUGGGAAUGAAACGCUCGCUAUAGUUGGUAUCGCAUGGACCAAAGUGAAACCAUGAAUAUCUGGUUUGGUGCCCCAUGCAUCGCUGCUCAGUGUUUGCACAAUACUACGCUCCUUUAUAACACACGCUCACAGGGUCAAGAUUGUUCUUGGCCUGUCUUUUCUUCAAAGAACAUCAGGAAGAUUAAGUCAGGGAUACAAAUCUUCAUUCUGAACGGAGGUGUAAGUUACAUCUGCAGGAAGUCCAUUCCUGUUUGGAAAUGUUAUGGCGUAGCUCAAAAGAACAGAAGUCUCAAUGAGCCUUAAAACUCCUUGCUUAUUGAAAACCCAGUAAUCUCUUAUCUGUGACCCAACGGCAAUAGUACAUUUUCUGUGACAUAAGAGCAAGGUUCAAAACAUACGUCAAAUAACGAAACUCUCAGUUUCAAUUGAUUGUUAGUUUUUUUUGCAUCCAUGCUAUACAUGUCAGUUUUCCUUCAUUCGUUAUCAAAAAUAUUUCCUCUAAGAUGACUUGCAUAUGGAAAUAUUUGGAGCCACCAAUUAGAUGGGUGAGUCUCUGGCUAACAGCAUUCAUUCCCCACCUGCAGUACUGUAAAUAUAAUCUGAUAAAUGUGACCUGAAAACACAGUGUACUCUUCGAAAAAACGGUUCUUCAAAGAGUUCUCCUAUGCGGACAGCUGAAAACCCCUUUUAAGGUUCUAGAUAGCACCUUUUGUUCUAAGAGUGUAGUAAUCACUACCCUACACUACCUCACUACCCUACUCUGUACUUACAAUAGCUGGGGAUUGUGUAGAGUAAGAAUAUCAGCUCUGAAUAGGUCAUUGAAAUGGUAUUGGUAUUCAAACAGAUAUAUUCAUUAUGAAAAUGCAGGUCCUUCUAAACCUGCAUUGCUUGCUGUUUGGGGUUUUAGGCUGGGUUUCUGUACAGCACCUGGUGACAUUAGCUGAUGUAAGAAGGGCUUUAUAAAUACAUUUGAUUGAUUGAUUGAAUAUAAUCACAGAUAGUACAUUGGAUAAGUAAGGAAAUGGCAAACAGGAACGCUCUCAGCUUUAACUCAAACAGACCAACAAUAGAGAUGCUUACUGUGCUAUUCAGCUGGAGUAAACAGUUGCAGAUGAAGUUGUGAGAAGAACUGUAAAUAAGUUGUAAAAAAAUCCUCAUGUAGAGGUCUUUAAUAUGUAUAAUGAUAUAUUUAGAAUGUGUUUGGGGACUGGAAAUAUUUACUUUACUUUUUUUUGGUGAAAAAGUCAUAACCAAACUGUGACAAUUAGUGCUGUUUUAAUAUGAAUUUAUAUUCUGUAUUUCAUCAUUCUAUUUGUUUUAUGUAAACAUGUUUAUUUAAUCUGGUUAAUAUAAUAUUGAAACAAAUAUGAGCCUUCACUUUGAAAUUACAUUGUUGCGUAGGCUACAAUGUCAGUGGCACUUCAAUCUCAUUCACCAGACACUUCUUCCCAAUGCUCAUACGCUAUUAGCCUGGGAGCGAGAUGAGUGGCACUUUCCUGACCAGUUGCAUUUUUAAAGAUAACGUUUUAAUUGUUUUCCUUAAAUGGAAUAUGUAUUUUUCUUAAUAAGAAAGUUGUCUCUUUCCUUGUUGAAACACAUCUCACUCCUGUUUUCUCAACACCUGCUAUAUCAUUAUUGUGUGAUCAACUACAUUCCAUUUUCGGUAUAUGUUGUGUAUAUUUGUAUGUACAUUACACCUCUCUUUCAUUAUAUUAUUAGUUUGAGAUAAUAAAAUAAGAAUUGAUCCAAA